UUUAAGGUGGAAGCCAACCCGGUGCACUCUCUCUCAGUCUUUCUCUCGCGGUGACAGCGAUAGAUCCAACCCACUCCAAAAUUUUCUAUAUAAAUCCAAUUUCUCGCGCACACACUCUCUGGCUUAUAACUUAACACUCUUUCAGCUAUUCCACGUUAAAUCAUGGAACCGCCAUUGCAGCAAAAAUCGCCGCAACCGCCACCACGAACCGCCACCAUCCUCGGGAAGUACCAGCUGACGCGCUUCCUCGGCCGCGGAAGCUUCGCCAAGGUCUACCAGGGGAGAUCCCUCGUCGACGGCUCCGCCGUCGCCGUGAAAAUAAUCGACAAAUCGAAAACCGUGGACGCCGGCAUGGAGCCACGUAUAAUCCGCGAGAUCGACGCCAUGCGCCGCCUCCACCACCACCCUAACAUCCUCAAAAUCCACGAGGUGCUCGCAACCAAGACCAAGAUCCACCUCGUCGUGGAGCUCGCCGCUGGCGGCGAGCUCUUCGCCAAAAUCUCCCGCCGCGGAAAGCUACCGGAGUCCACCGCGCGCCGCUACUUCCAGCAGCUCGUUUCGGCGUUGCGGUUCUGCCACCGCAACGGCGUGGCCCACCGCGACCUGAAGCCGCAGAACCUCCUCCUCGACGGCGACGGAAACCUCAAGGUCUCCGACUUCGGGCUCUCCGCACUGCCGGAGCAGCUCAAGAACGGCCUCCUCCACACCGCCUGCGGCACGCCGGCGUACACCGCGCCGGAGAUACUCCGCCGGAGCGGCGGCUACGACGGGUCCAAGGCCGACGCCUGGUCCUGCGGCCUCAUCCUCUUCGUCUUCCUUGCCGGACACCUCCCGUUCGACGACACCAACAUUCCGGCGAUGUGCAAAAAAAUUUCCCGACGAGAUUACCAGUUCCCGGAGUGGAUUUCAAAACCAGCCCGUUUUGUUAUCCACAAAUUACUCGACCCGAAUCCGGAAACCCGAAUUAGCCUGGAGUCCCUGUUUGGGAACGCGUGGUUUAAGAAAUCACUAAACCCGGAAACGGCGGAAGAAAACGCGUUGGGGCUGAGUUAUGUGAAGAGUAGUUAUAAUUACGAAGGGAGUAAAAAAAGUUCGGGAGUGACAGCGUUUGACAUAAUAUCGAUGUCUUCGGGUUUGGAUUUGACGAGGUUGUUCGAAACGACGUCGGAUUUGGGGAGUAAAAGAGAGAAGAGGUUUAGUUCGAGUGCGAGAGUUGAGGUGGUGGAAGAGAAAGUUAAGGAAGUGGGUGGGGUAUUGGGGUUUAAGAUUGAGGUUGGGAAGAGUAACGGUGCAAUUGCUUUGGUGAAAGGGAAGGUGGCUUUGGUGUUUGAGGUGCUUGAGAUUGUGCCUCAUGAACUUCUUUUUGUGGCGGUUAAGGUGGUGGAGGGUGCGUUGGAGUUUGAGGAACAUCAUUGGGGGGAUUGGAAAGAUGCCUUGCAAGAUCUCGUGCUCUCUUGGCACAACCAAGAAUCGUGAUCAUCAGUUAAUGAUAGGUAUAGUUAGUUCUUCUCAAGUGAAGGAUCUACAUGAGGUUUGAUGUUGAAGGACUAAUUGCAGAACAUGACAUGCACACUCACAUCGUGCUCGUCCUGAUGAGAAGAAACAAACAAGGUUGAUGAUGCUUGUUUUGUGAUUUGAUUUUGAUUUUGUGUUGAAGCUUAGUUAUAGGUGUAUUAAUUUAUAUAUGAUGGUUUGAAAAAUAAAAGUUGUUGUUAUGUAUACAUGAGAAUGGUGGCUAAAUGUAUUCAAUUCUCCGUUUUGAGUUCAUAGAAAAAAAUUGUGUUUCUAUCGUUGUUAAUUGGUUAAUAUGAUUAUUUUAUUA
Molecule: messenger RNA, 1822 nt
Organism: Glycine soja
Lineage: Eukaryota; Viridiplantae; Streptophyta; Magnoliopsida; Fabales; Fabaceae
Product: CBL-interacting serine/threonine-protein kinase 4-like
Exons: 1
Coding region: 163-1476 (437 amino acids)
Biological process (GO): protein phosphorylation; signal transduction
Molecular function (GO): protein kinase activity; ATP binding
Source: RefSeq, a predicted model, not a curated record